Messenger RNA from Vitis riparia (riverbank grape), 586 nucleotides. RefSeq names its product stigma-specific STIG1-like protein 1. The coding region runs from base 16 to 462 and encodes 148 amino acids. The record is from RefSeq and is a predicted model, not a curated record. NCBI's taxonomy places the organism in Eukaryota, Viridiplantae, Streptophyta, Magnoliopsida, Vitales, Vitaceae. The transcript has a single exon.
GUGCUUGUUCUUCUCAUGGCACUGGUGCAUAGCAACACUGCAUCUUCACCUACUGUGAACAAAGAGGAAGAAGAAGAUCAUGAUGAACAUGAUGCUUCUGGCGAUGCCCAAGAGUAUGAUGAUGAUGAUGAUGAUGAUUUGGUCGUUAGAUCUUCCGACUCUGCCGGCGGGCGGUUGUUGCUUGGCAAGAAGAGCAGUACUCAUGGGUUAACCUGCAACAAGUUUCCAAAGAUUUGCCGCCUUAAGGGAAGUCCAGGAAGCCAUUGCUGCAAGAAGAAGUGUGUUAACUUGUCAGGUGACAGACAAAAUUGUGGCAAGUGUGGGAGGAAGUGCAAGUAUGGCUACAUUUGCUGCAAAGGGAAGUGUGUGAAUCCGUCUGUGAGCAAGAGGCAUUGUGGUGGAUGUAACAAUCGGUGCAACACUGGGGGGUUCUGUGUUUUUGGCCUUUGCAACUAUGCUUAGGCUAGAGUCUUUUUAUUUUAUUAUUUAUUUAUUUAUUUUUCUUUUGGUUUAUCCAAUGUACAAUUUCAUUGGUUCUUUGAUUUGAUAAUGGUGAAGAGAGAGAGAAAAAAAUCAUUUGACUUUA